Hibiscus syriacus is the source of this 1411-nucleotide messenger RNA. Its product is annotated as transcription factor HHO6-like. The record is from RefSeq and is a predicted model, not a curated record. The transcript is spliced from 5 exons. Gene Ontology annotation, biological process: regulation of DNA-templated transcription. The coding region runs from base 81 to 1196 and encodes 371 amino acids. Lineage: Eukaryota; Viridiplantae; Streptophyta; Magnoliopsida; Malvales; Malvaceae. Gene Ontology annotation, molecular function: DNA-binding transcription factor activity; DNA binding.
CUCACCCUCUGCUUCCUUCUCCAUUUCUCUCAGCUUCAACACACAACAAAAUCAUCAAGGAAUCCGAAGAGAAAAGAAAAAUGGGUUCGGUUCCAUCAGAACUGAGCUUAGAUUUUAGACCAGAAUUUGUACCCAGAACGAUCAGUAAUUUCCUCAGGGAGGUUUCAUCGAUCGGAACCGGUUCCGAUAAGGCUUCGAAACUCGAGUCUUUUGUCAACAAAUUGGAAGAAGAAAUGAAAAAGAUCGAUGGUUUUAAACGUGAACUUCCUCUUUGUAUGCUCCUUUUGAACGACGCGAUUUUAGCUUUGAAAGAGGAAUCAAUGCAAUGUGUGGGGAGACGAGUUGAGCUGGUUUUAGAAGAAUUCAUGCCAUUGAAGGAGAAUAAUCACAGUGAAGAAGAUUCUAACAAGAAAAACGAUAACGAUUUCAAUUGUAAUAAAGAUAAGAAAAAUUGGAUGAGUUCGGUUCAGCUAUGGAACACUGAUGAUGAUUAUAGUAAGAUGAACAAUGGAGAUCCAUGCAAAAACAGGGUUAAUUAUAGAGCAAAUUUGAGUUUUGCAGCGAAGAAAGAAGAGAAAAAUGAGAUACCGGUUCACGGAUUAUCACUUUUGACCCCGGAAAUCAAGGAUCCAAAAGUGGAAUCAGGUUGUGUUGAAUCAAGGACAAGUUCUAGCAGAGCGGUUUCGUGUUCGUCCCAGGCGAAUUUCCGGUCGAUGACCAAUCACCACCACCAUCAGCAGCAGCAACAGCAGGGUGGUAGAAAGCAAAGGAGGUGUUGGUCGUCGGAGUUGCAUCGCCUGUUUGUCAAUGCCUUGCAUAAAUUAGGAGGCUCUCAAGUGGCAACUCCGAAACAGAUUAGAGAACUUAUGCAAGCAGAUGGCUUGACCAAUGAUGAAGUUAAGAGCCAUUUGCAGAAAUACCGACUUCAUACGAGACGACUUCCACCUUCCACACCUGCAAAUCAAUCGGUCGUUGUUGUGCGGAGUGGUCCGUGGAUGUCUCAAGAUCAGUAUGGCGAUUCCUCAAAAGUAAGCAGUUCGCAGUCCGGUUCUCCUCAAGGUCCUCUCCAGUUAGCCACAAACACCGGAGGGACCUCGACAACGGGAGGUGAUUGCAUUGAAGAUGAUGAAGAUGCAAAAUCCGAAGCCUAUAGCAGGAAAAGCAGUUUUCACAAACCAGGAAAAGAUUAUGUAUAGAGUUUCCUCCAUGAAUUUUGCAUAUCAUAUACUAUUGCCAUAUCAUUAUCAUCAUACAUAAAUGAGAGGGGAAGCUGUGAAUUUUUUUGCAGAAUUCGGUUUCCUUCGAUUUUUCGAAUCGAGGUUUCGUGUUUUCAUAGAAGAAGCAUGGAGCUCUAAAACUAUAUAGCUUCUCCAUUACUUGCUUCUGUUACAUUGAGUCUCUGGUUGCUAGU